Dufourea novaeangliae is the source of this 1181-nucleotide messenger RNA. Its product is annotated as N(4)-(Beta-N-acetylglucosaminyl)-L-asparaginase. The record is from RefSeq and is a predicted model, not a curated record. Gene Ontology annotation, biological process: protein deglycosylation. Gene Ontology annotation, cellular component: lysosome. Gene Ontology annotation, molecular function: N4-(beta-N-acetylglucosaminyl)-L-asparaginase activity. The transcript is spliced from 7 exons. The coding region runs from base 129 to 1181 and encodes 350 amino acids. Lineage: Eukaryota; Metazoa; Arthropoda; Insecta; Hymenoptera; Halictidae.
GCCUCACAAAAUGACGAGAAAAUCAAAAGUGAACGUAACAGAAUGGUCAGGAACUGAAUGAUCAACGGUGGUCCAAAUAAUUCGGAGUUCUCAUUGCUUGACAUCAGAGAUAUAUCCCCACCUAUUCCAUGAACAAGGAGUGUCUAGACCAUAAAUUCUCAAUACUGAUCAAUAGCACCUCCAACAAUAGCAUUCCUCUGGUUGUAGUUACUUGGGAUUACCAGGAUGCUACACAAAAAGCAUGGGAUGUUUUGUACAAUGAAAAACGGAGUGCCCUGGAUGCAAUAGAAGAAAGUUGCAGUCUCUGUGAAGCACAGAAGUGCAGGAAAACUGUAGGAUAUGGAGGCAGCCCAGAUGAAUCUGGGGAAACAACAUUAGACGCGUUAAUCAUGGACGGAGUUACAAUGGACGUAGGCGGUGUUGGUCUUCUAAGAAACGUGAAGAAUGCAAUUUCGGUAGCUCGUAAGGUUCUCCAAAACACCAAACAUUCGUUGCUAGGCGGAGAGCUGGCAACAAAGUUUGCCUUAGAAAUGGGAUUCGAAGAAGAAUCGUUGCAGACAGAAGAAUCCAAGAAGAUGUGGUCGGAUUGGAAAGACAAUAACUGCCAGCCGAAUUUCUGGAAGAAUGUGGCUCCAGACCCAAAGAAAAGUUGCGGUCCGUAUCAUUUCAUGACUGAAAUGGAAAACUCCAUCGAGGAACAUCAAUCGUACGUAAACGAGGAGAACCAUGACACAAUUGGGGUUCUCGCGAUAGAUACGAAUGGGCACAUAGCCGCGGGUACAUCGACUAACGGCGCGAGGAAUAAAAUUCCUGGCCGCAUUGGAGAUUCUCCGAUCGCAGGUGCUGGUGCAUACGCUGAUCAGAAAGUUGGCGCAGCUGCUGGUACCGGUGAGGGUGACAUUAUGAUGCGAUUUUUACCCAGUUUCCUGGCCGUGGAAGAGAUGCGUCGAGGUGCCAGUCCAACUGCAGCCGCUACCAUAGCAAUCCGUAGAAUUGCUGAGCAUUAUCCGACAUUCACUGGUGCUGUAAUUGCUUUAAACAAACACGGCGAGUACGGAGCUGCUUGCAAUGGCAUUACUCGCUUUGCACAUUAUAUUGCUAAUCCUCAAUUAGGAAAAGCAACAAUGAAAUAUGUGGAUUGCAUAGAUGCUCACUAUUAUGUUGUACAGAAUGCAAAAUGA